This is a messenger RNA of Peromyscus leucopus (white-footed mouse), 1046 nucleotides long. RefSeq names its product phosducin like 2 (gene Pdcl2). Gene Ontology annotation, biological process: protein folding. The transcript is spliced from 6 exons. The record is from RefSeq and is a predicted model, not a curated record. Lineage: Eukaryota; Metazoa; Chordata; Mammalia; Rodentia; Cricetidae. Bases 142 to 864 code for a protein of 240 amino acids. Gene Ontology annotation, cellular component: cytoplasm.
UUGCACAUGCGCAGGAGAUCCUGUUCUUCUUGCCCUGCCCCUGGGGCGUUAGAAACCUCACACCAGAGCUGGCUGGCUCCCUCUGACAGUCUGGAGGAAGUUUGGGACCUUGACCCCUAGUGAGGGGCACAAGAGAACAUCAUGCAGGAUCCAAAUGAAGACACAGAAUGGAAUGAAAUUUUAAGAGAUUUUGGCAUUCUUCCUCCAAAAGAAGAACCAAAAGAUGAAAUUGAGGAGAUGGUGUUACGCCUGCAGAAGGAGGCAAUGGUUAAACCGUAUGAGAAGAUGACCCUUGCACAGUUGGAAGAAGCUGAGGACGAGUUUGAUGAGGAAGAUAUAAAAGCUAUUGAGAUAUACAGAGAAAAGCGGUUACAGGAAUGGAAAGCACUUACGAAGAAACAAAAAUUUGGGGAAUUGAGAGAAAUUUCUGGAAAUCAGUAUGUGAAUGAAGUUACAAAUGCAGAAAAAGAUUUGUGGGUUAUAAUUCAUCUAUACAGAUCAAGCAUCCCCAUGUGCUUACUGGUUAACCAGCAUCUUAGCCUCCUGGCAAGAAAGUUCCCAGAGACGAAAUUCCUUAAAGCCAUCGUGAAUAGCUGCAUUGCACACUACCAUGACAACUGCUUACCAACAAUUUUUGUUUAUAAAAAUGGUCAGAUAGAAGGCAAAUUCAUUGGAGUUAUAGAAUGUGGAGGGAUAAAUCUCAAGCUAGAAGAACUUGAAUGGAAACUAUCAGAAGUUGGCGCAAUACAGACUGACUUGGAAGAAAACCCCAAAAAAGGCAUUGCAGAUGUGAUGGUGUCUUCAAUUAGAAACGUUUCCAUUUAUGACAGUGACAGCUCCAACAGUGAUAAUGAUGCCAAAUAGAACUAGUUAAUAAAUAGCUUUAAAGUAUGUAUCAAAUGCUUUAUUUCCUAUUGACUUCAUAAUCAGAUAAAAAUGUAUGGACCUUAUUUUCAUCUUUAUGUAAGAACUAUAGCCUACAUGUCAACUGAAAAUCUUCCAGGUAUUUAAGAUUAUUGUCUCUUGCAAAUAUGAAUUUUUGCUCC